GCCUACCAUUUUUGUCCCUCACUCUCCUCGCAUGUAAAAUAGGAAUAAUAGCAGUACCCAUCUCUGCAAGUGGUUACCAGAAAGGAGUUAAUGUUAUGUGAAGUCUUUAGGACAUGAAGUAGGAAUAUGACUGCUAGGUAGGAACAAGUGAGUCCCUCUUUUCUCCUAAUGCUUGGAAUCUGUCCUCGGGACCCCCGGUGCCAUGAAUUAGUUCUUGAGCACUUGUGACAGUCUCUAAGUGCCACCUGGAUCCUCCUGAGAAUGAAGCAGCCUUGUGGGGACCUUCCUGGUUUCCACCACUUUCCCACCUCCUCUUCUCCAAUGCUGGUCGCUAGCCUCCCAGAGUGGGAAAUAUCAACCAGGAGCCCCCUGACCCAAGUACUUGAGGCAUCACCCGCGGGUGCACACCAGCAGGGAGCUGGAGUCGAGACAGGGCUGAAACUCCUACACUCCAACUAUAUGGGAUGUGGCUGCCCCAGUAGUAUCUUUAACUGCUGUACCAGCGGUGACAUUAUCUUCUUGAUCUUCCUCAAGUCAGGUCUGCUUCUUUAGAACAUAGGCACCACAAGCUCUGGAAACGAUGUGAGUCUAGUUAGCAAUGGUCUUCUGAGCUGGCUGCUCUCACCCCUAAAAAUGGCCGAAGCCUUGUACCAGCCUCUUCCCUCUGAUCCUGAUGCUGAGAGCCGGGAAGGGAGUGGGGAGCUAAGGAACGUUCACUUAGCCCCCCGCCCGGGGAUCGUCUCUCAAGGCACGACAGGCCUGGCGCUUCUCUGCGUCCUCCGCGCUCGCCCAGGCGACUCCUGCAACUAAGCCACAGUUCCCAGGCAAGCACCGGGGCCGCGGCCCUGGAUCAGAAGAGACGUCGCCGGCCGGGUUCAGCUGGAAGCGAAUGUCUGAGGCGAAAAUCGCGGAAAACCACCUGAAGUGGCGCGGCCGUCCGCUCCAGGGACUCGCGUCCCGCGGCCGCCUCCCCUCUCCGGGGACCUGGGCCUUCCCGAGCCUGCCUGAGGGGCGCCGAGCCGGGCCGGAGGGUGCGCACCCGGCGCACGGGAGCCCUUCGGACAGACGGUCGGCUAAGGCCGGCCGCCUCGCGCCCGGAGACGCUCGGCUUUCCCGCCGCUGGAGAGGGCGGGACGGCCGCGGCCCCGCCCCGGCCCGCCCCCUCAGGUUGAUGGCAGCGGCAGCUGGGACUGCAGCGGCUCGGGGCCCCGGAGAACCGCAGGCAGCGGCCGGAGCGCGCAGCCCCACGCCGCGGACACCCGGAGAGGCAGUGCCCGGACGCCUUCCUCGGCCCCGCAGCGCACCGCGGUCCCCCGGCGAAGGAGUCGCUGCGUGAGCACCCCCUCGGCCCGCUCAGGACCAGCUCACUGGACGAAGGACCAAAAACAUCUCUGGCGUUUGAAGUCUCCCACCUCCGUCCCCAGCCAUGAGCCGUCGCGUCGUGCGGCAGAGUAAGUUCCGCCAUGUGUUUGGGCAGGCAGCAAAGGCCGACCAGGCCUACGAAGACAUACGUGUGUCCAAGGUCACGUGGGACAGCUCCUUCUGUGCCGUCAACCCCAAGUUCCUGGCCAUUAUCGUGGAGGCUGGAGGUGGGGGUGCCUUCAUUGUGCUGCCCCUGGCCAAGACAGGACGAGUGGAUAAGAACUACCCACUGGUCACUGGGCACACUGCUCCUGUGCUGGACAUCGAUUGGUGCCCACACAAUGACAACGUCAUUGCCAGUGCCUCAGAUGACACCACCAUCAUGGUGUGGCAGAUCCCGGACUACACCCCGGUGCGCAACAUCACGGAACCUGUCAUCACGCUGGAGGGCCACUCCAAGCGCGUGGGCAUUCUGUCCUGGCACCCUACGGCCAGGAACGUUCUGCUCAGCGCAGGUGGUGACAACGUGAUCAUCAUCUGGAAUGUGGGCACCGGCGAGGUGCUCCUGAGCCUGGACGACAUGCACCCCGACGUCAUCCACAGCGUGUGCUGGAACAACAACGGCAGCCUCCUAGCCACCACCUGCAAGGACAAGACCCUGCGCAUCAUCGACCCGCGGAAGGGCCAAGUGGUGGCGGAGAGGUUUGCGGCCCACGAGGGGAUGAGACCCAUGCGGGCCGUCUUCACGCGCCAGGGCCAUAUCUUCACCACGGGCUUCACCCGCAUGAGCCAGCGAGAGCUGGGCCUGUGGGACCCGAACAACUUCGAAGAGCCCGUGGCACUACAGGAGAUGGACACAAGCAACGGGGUCCUCCUGCCAUUCUACGAUCCUGACUCCAGCAUCGUCUACCUGUGUGGCAAGGGCGACAGCAGCAUUCGCUACUUUGAGAUUACCGAUGAGCCACCUUUUGUGCACUACCUGAACACGUUCAGCAGCAAAGAGCCACAGCGAGGCAUGGGUUUCAUGCCCAAGCGGGGCCUGGACGUCAGCAAGUGCGAGAUCGCCAGGUUCUACAAGCUGCAUGAGAGAAAAUGUGAACCCAUCGUCAUGACGGUGCCCCGCAAGUCAGACCUGUUCCAAGACGACCUCUACCCGGACACCCCGGGCCCGGAGCCAGCGCUGGAAGCAGACGAAUGGCUGUCAGGCCAGGACGCUGAACCCGUGCUCAUUUCGCUAAGGGAUGGCUACGUGCCUCCCAAGCACCGCGAGCUCAGGGUCAGCAAGCGCAACAUCCUGGACGCCCGCCCUCCUGCCGGGCCCCGCCGCAGCCAGUCGGCCAGUGACACCCCCUUGGCGCAGCAGCACACCCUGGAGACGCUGCUGGAGGAGAUCAAGGCCCUCCGUGAGCGGGUGCAGGCACAGGAGCAGCGCAUCACGGCGCUGGAGAACAUGCUGUGCGAGCUGGUGGACGGCACGGACUAGCCCUGCGCCCGCUCUGGACUCCAAAGCCUGCCUCCUUUAGCUGGGGCCGGGGUGGGCGGAACACCGCCUCCCUGGCGGGAUGGAGGCGAGCAACCUCCACGUCUGACUUGCGCUGGGCUGCACACUUGGUCCGGGACUCGCAAGAGCUGGCCUAGGCCGCCCAGGGGUCAGGGGGCCUCACCAAUGGUGCUGCAGGGCGUGGUGGUAUCCCCCUUUGAUCUCACAUGCAGAAAUCCAGGGAAGUGUUUAGUAUUAGCGCUACGCUUGGGAGAUUUGGGGGAGCUUGGGCCUGACCUCAAAGGGAGUGGCAGUUCAUCAGGUUCCUCACCCCUUCAGACUGGGCAGAGUUACAGCGCUUUGCCUCAUCAGCUCCUUUGAUCCUCACAAAUGAACGAGUGGUUACCCAGACAGGAGCACCCCAGUUCUACAUACACAGACACAACCUGUGAUUUGUGGAUGCUACACCCCAUGGGCUGUCCCAGGGGGUUCUCUUCCGUUCCAUUGGCAGUGGAGUGGGCAGUCUCUGCCAAAGAACUCUCUGGAGAACUGGCAAGGGUGAGCAGGUUCACCCCCGAAGUAUA
This is a messenger RNA of Ochotona curzoniae (black-lipped pika), 3426 nucleotides long. RefSeq names its product coronin 6 (gene CORO6). Lineage: Eukaryota; Metazoa; Chordata; Mammalia; Lagomorpha; Ochotonidae. Gene Ontology annotation, molecular function: actin filament binding. The transcript is spliced from 11 exons. The record is from RefSeq and is a predicted model, not a curated record. Bases 1427 to 2845 code for a protein of 472 amino acids. Gene Ontology annotation, biological process: actin filament organization; cell migration.